This is a messenger RNA of Penicillium brevicompactum, 903 nucleotides long. RefSeq lists its product as uncharacterized. The record is from RefSeq and is a predicted model, not a curated record. The coding region runs from base 1 to 903 and encodes 300 amino acids. The transcript has a single exon. NCBI's taxonomy places the organism in Eukaryota, Fungi, Ascomycota, Eurotiomycetes, Eurotiales, Aspergillaceae.
AUGGCGUCCGUCACAUGUCUGGCUCUACAGCCCUCUUUAACCCUCUCUACAAAAUCACCUAUUAUCACCGAACUUGAGAGAUGUGAACCUAUAUCCCCAUCCGAGAUGGCCAAGGUCAAACGUAUCGACCCACCUUCACCCAGGCGCAGCUCACAGCCCUCCACCUCCACAACGCACUCUCGCUCAGCCUCGCGCAGCACCACCUCGCGCCCCAACAGUCGCCGUAGCUCCCUACACUCUACACGUCGGACAAUUCCCAACGGUGCCAUCGUGCCCGUCCCUUCAACCCGUAUCCCUCCACAAGAACGGCGCGAGUCUCUCAUCGCCCUGCACCGGGAAUCAUGCCGUCUCUUCCAAGAGACAGAGACGGAGACAAGCCGUCCAGCUCUCCAACGAGCGGCCUCUACAAGCGCUCGGCGAGAAAGCCGCUCCUCAACUGAGAAGGGAAGCUCCGCCCCAUCAUCCCCAAUCGUAUCAUCGCGCUCAAGCUUCCGCUUCGAGCCCGAGUCACCAACACAGCCUCCGCACUUCCUCUCGCAAAGAGAUCGCUCAAACACAAUGCCCACUAUCAGCCCUUCGUCCUCGUCCAUCCAUGUCCCGGCGACAGUCAUGGAGUGGACAUCGGAUGAUACCCGGCGGCGAGAGUAUGAGAAGAUCGACCGAGCGAGUAGUGGAGUGCGAGGAUUCUGGCGGCGUGUAGCGCCGCGCUGUUUCCAAACUCGGGAUGCUCGAGUUCCGUUUUUCGAAGAAGGCAAGCCCGAGCGUGAAGGGAGCGUCCGUCGAUUCAGAAUGGAUCUUCCUGACGAUGCGCCUUGUAAAGGACAUUCAAAUGUCUUGAGCCCGAGUGCUCGACGCCGUUGGACUUGUCUUCGAUCAAAGACGUCUCCACUUCCUAACGCCUGA